AUGGGAGAUUCUGCGGUGACCUCUCAUUCUUCAAUGGCUUCCGCAACUCCUAAGGUCUCUGAUCUUACGCAAUUUGUUUUCGUCAAGUUAGGUGCUCUUGACUAUCUCGCUUGGGUGUAUCAGUUCCCGUCAUUACUCCAGAGCAAUGAUCUUCUUGGCCUCAUUGACGGUUUUAACUCUUCUCAUCCAAAGUUUGUCGAUGCCUUGGCCCGUCUUGCUGGAACUAUCAAUCCAGCUUUUGUUCUUUGGAAAAGACGUGAUGCUGCCCUAUCCUUAGUUGGCUUAUAUCUACAUUGGAAAAACCUUUGGUGGCUUCAAUGUAUUGCAUAUGCACUUCUAAGGAAGCCUGGGAGUCUUUGGCAAGGUAGGAAGAAAUCUUCUACCUUUUCCAAGCCAUGUAUGGCUGCAGAUAGUUCACAGCCUUGCACCACUCAGGCCUUGAGUUCUACAUCUCAUCUUGCACCAGGAUGCUCCGAUUGUCCAUAUCAAACUUGUGGUCGUGAGAACCACCAUACCCUUGAUUAUUUUCGAAGAUAUGAUUACGCCUUCCAUGGGUGA
Fraxinus pennsylvanica is the source of this 558-nucleotide messenger RNA. Lineage: Eukaryota; Viridiplantae; Streptophyta; Magnoliopsida; Lamiales; Oleaceae. The record is from the annotation of a GenBank genome assembly.